AUGGCUGCCCCACAAAUUUAUCCAAUCGUUGAGCUCAAAGACGAACAAAAGUCUUAUAUUAAGGCUGCUGUUCCUUUACUUGAACUGGCCGGUGACAAGCUCACAAAAGCUUUCUAUGACUACAUGCUUUCGCACUAUCCCGAAGUCAAGGUCUUCUUCAACGAGAAAAACCAGGCUGACCUCAGACAACCAAAAUUGUUGGCUUUUGCUUUGCUCGCUUAUGCAAAGAACAUUGAUGACAUCACUCCGCUUUCUCCGUUUGUUGCCAAUAUCAUUGACAAGCAUGUUAGUCUUCAGGUCAAGGCUGAACACUACCCUAUUGUUGGAAACUCUCUUAUCACAACCAUGAAGAGCUUCUUAGGAGAGGAAAUUGCUACUCCUCCGUUCAUAGAAGCAUGGACCGCUGCUUACGGUAACUUGGCGCAAAUCUUGAUCAACGCUGAAUUUGCCAAGUAUCAACAACAACAAUGGCAAGGAUACAAGGACUUUAAGGUGACUAGAAUUGUUCCAGAAACAGAACACAUAAAGUCUUUAUACUUGGCUCCCGUGGAUGGAACCAAGAUUGCCCAACCACUUCCAGGCCAACCACUCGGUUUCCUUUUCAAAGUACCAGGAUACGAAUUCGAAAAGACUAGAAACUACACAAUCUCGCAGACUCCAGUAGGUAACGAAUACCGAAUCAGCGUGAAGAAGGUCGAUGGUGGUGCUUGCUCUACGUACGUCCACUCUUUGAAAGAAGGCGACAUUGUCAAGGUGUCUCCUCCAAAUGGACACUUUGUCUACAAGCCUGAGUCCAAAAAGGAUGUUCUCAUUUUUUGCGCUGGUGUGGCAAUUACACCAUUUGUGUCUAUUAUUGAAAGCGCAUUGAAAGAUGGUAAGCUGGUUUCAGUGUACUAUUCAAACAAGACUGAAAAGGAGAGGCCAUUCACCCAAUGGUUCAAUGACUUGAAAACGCAAUACCCUAAAUUCCACUUGCAUGAAUUCUUUUCCGAUGUGAACCGCAUGACGGCGAAAGACUUCGAUUCUAUCGAUUUGAAAGACAAGGAUGUGUACAUGUUGGGUCCUGUGUCCUAUAUGGACUUUGUCUCUAGCCAGUUGAGUGCUUCUGGUGUUGAAGCUCUCGUUGAUAACUAUUAUCCCCAGAUCGAGUAA
Clavispora lusitaniae ATCC 42720 is the source of this 1152-nucleotide messenger RNA. RefSeq names its product Yhb1p (gene YHB1). The record is from RefSeq and is a predicted model, not a curated record. Lineage: Eukaryota; Fungi; Ascomycota; Pichiomycetes; Serinales; Metschnikowiaceae. Gene Ontology annotation, cellular component: intracellular anatomical structure. Gene Ontology annotation, biological process: nitric oxide catabolic process; cellular response to nitrosative stress. Gene Ontology annotation, molecular function: heme binding; FAD binding; nitric oxide dioxygenase [NAD(P)H] activity.